AUGCCCUACCGCCGCUUUGCACCUCUUCCCCUCUCAUGCUCACUGCUCCCUCAUUUCUUUGUGCUCUCCAUUCUCGCGCAGUCGUUUUUCCUUGCGGCAGCCGCACCGGACCACAUCAUCAAAACUCAGCGAAAAUAUGAACUCCGGUUCCUCCUUCUUCUGGGUGCUAAACCAAAAACGGCUUCAUCGACAGCCGACGUUCAACUCAUGUACUAUUUAAUAUUCCGCGAGAAAGCUACGUCAAGAAAAAUCUGGUCAGGGUUAGAACCCAUCGGCAAUGUU
Molecule: messenger RNA, 282 nt
Organism: Mesorhabditis spiculigera
Lineage: Eukaryota; Metazoa; Nematoda; Chromadorea; Rhabditida; Rhabditidae
Source: the annotation of a GenBank genome assembly